Molecule: messenger RNA, 506 nt
Organism: Pyrus x bretschneideri (Chinese white pear)
Lineage: Eukaryota; Viridiplantae; Streptophyta; Magnoliopsida; Rosales; Rosaceae
Exons: 3
Coding region: 1-474 (157 amino acids)
Biological process (GO): mitotic cell cycle; spindle organization; establishment of meiotic spindle localization
Cellular component (GO): spindle pole
Molecular function (GO): protein binding
Source: RefSeq, a predicted model, not a curated record
AUGAAAAGUAUCAGCAGCAUUCUUCACACUUGUGUUACUUUGGACAAGGCCACUGCACAUUCUCAGAAAUGUUGUGAAAAACUCGUGGAGGAAGGAGCUAUUAAAACAUUGCUGAAGAUUUUUGCCUCAGCCACCCGAAGUAUACACGAUCAGGAGGUUCAAAAACACGUGCUCUCAACUCUAAGGAACCUUGCCCGGUAUCCACACCUGGUAGAAGUGCUAAUUGACAGUCCGGGAUCUGUAGAAACUGUUGUAUGCGAGUUUGUAAGGAACAAGGAAGAGGGUUAUUUCACCGCUUCAGAACUUCUAAAGAAGGUUUGUGCUAGCCGUAAAGGCGUUGAAGCUGUGCGUAAAUCGCCCGCUCUUUUGAAAAGGCUACACAAUCUUGUUAAGGAACUUAGUAGGAAGGCUGGCAACAAUGACAAGAGGUCAGAUUUAAGCAAAGAAUCUCUCGUUUUUUCUUCGGAAACUUAAAUUAAACGAUCGUUAAGCUCUAAUUAGUACCA